AUGUCUGACGACGAACAACACACUUUUGAAACCGCCGAUGCUGGUUCUUCCGCUACCUUCCCAAUGCAAUGUUCUGCUCUAAGAAAGAAUGGUUUCGUUGUUAUUAAAGGUAGACCAUGUAAGAUUGUCGAUAUGUCUACUUCUAAGACUGGUAAGCACGGUCACGCUAAAGUCCAUUUAGUCGCUAUUGAUAUCUUUACUCAAAAGAAAUUAGAAGAUUUAUCUCCAUCUACUCACAACAUGGAAGUUCCAGUUGUCAAGAGAACUGAAUUCCAAUUGUUGGAUAUUGAUGAUGGUUUCUUGUCCCUAAUGACCAUGGACGGUGAAACUAAGGAUGAUGUUAGAUCUCCAGAAGGUGAAUUAGGUGAAACUAUGCAAGCUGCUUUCGAUGAAGGUAAGGACUUGAUGGUCACCAUUAUCUCCGCUAUGGGUGAAGAAGCUGCUAUUUCUUUCAAGGAAACUGCUAGAGGUGAUUAG
Messenger RNA from Maudiozyma saulgeensis, 477 nucleotides. The record is from the annotation of a GenBank genome assembly. Lineage: Eukaryota; Fungi; Ascomycota; Saccharomycetes; Saccharomycetales; Saccharomycetaceae.